Molecule: messenger RNA, 3045 nt
Organism: Thlaspi arvense
Lineage: Eukaryota; Viridiplantae; Streptophyta; Magnoliopsida; Brassicales; Brassicaceae
Source: the annotation of a GenBank genome assembly
CCAUUAGGUAGCUUGUUCCGAUUAACUUCGACAUUCUCAACGCUUAAGCUGCAGCAACACUCUUUUCUUCACCAGUCUCUUCCACUUUUUGGGGAGAAAAAGAUGGCAGAUGGAUUUGGCUACGGCGGUUUCUCUGGAGUACCUUACCCGUUUUGGCUUUCCUCUCCGUCCUCGCAUCCUCCAGCUACUGCGCCGCCGUUUCUGGCAAGCCAUCCCGUUGAAUCCUAUGAUCCAACCCAAAGGGGCUUUGAUCCGAUGACUUCUCAUGGCUCUUAUCACCGAUCGCCGGCUGAUUGGUCGAAUAACCCAGCUUACGGUGAUAAUUCUCGCUCUCAGACGCCUUCUUCAUCGUUUUACGCUGACAACAGUCGACCCGGAAAUUUCGGUCCUAGGGGUGAAGAUUCUUAUAAAGACAUGUACUCACCGAGUGGAUUUUACUCAAGGGAAUCAUCAUCUGAUUUUGUGCCACUCCCCACUGAGAAUUUCUCAGAGAGGCAACGCUUAAACUUGGUGCCUACCUAUAACUCAGCUACCUCAGCUACAGUGUCUUCUUUAGCAGAUAUGCUAAUCAGAAAUUCUCAGGAACCAUUCUAUAAGCCUAUCAUGCCUUCUGAUGUUUAUGCUUCUAGCAAUGCUUUUGAUGAGAAACGUCCCGGACAUUACCAUCCUGGGUAUGAUAAACCUGUUAGUAUGAAUGCUGUCUCUGGUACUCCCGUGGAGCCUUACGUACGUGUUACAGAUAGUAUUCCACUUUUUCCAAUGUCAAGCUUGAAAACGGAAGCUCACUUUGAUGGAAGUCAGACUGGGAUUCAUUUAGGGGAUGGGGGAUCGUUCAACAGAGAUGUUUAUAAUAACGCGCCCGAUAAUACUGGAGGAGUACAAUCCAGCUUGCAUGGUUCUUCUAUCGACCCAGUUAACUUUGAUGUGUUGCUUGGAUAUGGUGAAGCCACUGGUCAUGCCAAGCCUUUGUCUGAGAAUCCAGAUCUUCACAAUCAGAUUGUUGGCUCGCCAGGUUCGAAAAGUCCCCGAUCUUACAACCCGCUACGGUUUGAUUUCAAGUCCCCGGGUCCACUGUUUAAGAAAAAACGAGAAGGUAGUGAAUUCUCCCUUUAUCAGAAGCCAAGCACUUUGGUUGCUGACAGUGAGAAUGCUGAUUCGGAGAGGUCCUUGAAGAACGCAAUUGAAGAUUUAAACUGUGAUGAGCAUAUAUCUUGGAGCCACUUCAUGAUGGUACCGUCUGAGGGACUUUCAGCUCCAAUCAUGGGAAGUGAGUCAUGUGGUGAACUGAAAGCGGAUAAUGGAGAUGCUCAAUCAGCUGUCAACUAUAAUACCUCUUUUGAAGGUAGUGAUAAUCAACCUAGUGAAGAUGUCCAGGCCAAGGAAAAGCCAUGUAAGCUCCAGGAACAAAUGUUUGAAAUAAUGAAUAGAGAGAAGAAGACCGCGUUGUUGACAGAUAUGGGUCUCAAAGGGAUUUGCAGAUCGAAUGCAGAUGAGGUCUCAACUGGCCAAUCACCUGAAAGGCAUUUAUGCGAUCAAGGAGAUAUCACAUCCCGGACUUCUUCUCCAAGAGUUUCUUCCGUGGUUAAUGCCAUGCAUAAUCUGUCAGAAGUGCUUCUUUAUGAAUGCUUCAGCAAUGGAAGCUCGCUGAAGCUGGAAGAACGUGAGAACCUUGAUAAGGUAGUAGACAAUCUCACCAAGUGCUUAAAGAAACUCACCGGCAAUAAGACAUUAGCAGUGGAUGCAUCACUUCCAACUCAAGCUUUGCAUGUUUCCUGUCCAAACGUGGUUGACCUUAAUGAGGCCUCAAAUGUAGUUGCUAAAGACGUUGAAGGGUUUAAUGUCAAGCUACCGGACAGCUUUGGCUUUAAAGAACCGGUGGAUAAGAAUGAGAUGACCCAGAGUAUUAAGAACAUACUUGCUUCCAACUUUCCUGAUGGUGAAGAAAACCACCCACAAACUCUCUUGUACAAGAAUCUCUGGCUCGAUACUGAAGCUGCCUUAUGUUCCACAUCUUGCAUGGCUCGGUAUCAUCGUAUCAAGAACGAGAUUGGUAGUGUCAAAUCUCAGAAUAUAGAGAUCUCUGCAGAUGCAUCAAUAUAUAUGCAGGAACCGUUUCUUAACCCCGAGAAAUCAGUUCCCAUCAUAAACAAUGUAGAGCAGGAGACAGCUGAAUCGCUCAUCAAACAUGGAAGGAAUUGCGGGAACAAUGUAGUAACAACGAGUCAUGAUGCACCCCAAAGCUCUAGAUUCAACUCAGAUCCCGUGGAUGCAGUAUUAUCGCUUAUGUCCAGAAGCUUCAUGGGUGCUUUAGAACCAAACAUUGAUGGAAACUUCAAGCCUGAUGCAACCUCUGGAAAGAUACCGGACGCGAUACAGAAGGAAUCAUCCACUGCAUCCACCACUGAGGACAAACAUAAUGAUGUUAUCGACCGGUUUCAGAUUCUGAAGCAUCAGGAAACAAAGCGCAAACUCAAGUCUCAGAACUGCCCGGAUACAGACAUUGGUCAGUUUCAGAUUCUGAAGCAGACAAAAAUGGGUGUCCAGGAAGACAAUCCAGAAGCUUCGAAGAUGGCUAAUAUUGGCAAAAGCGGCCAUGUGAGUGAUGUUAUGGAUAGAUUCCAGAUACUGAAAAGCAGGGAAGCUGCUGAGCAAGUGUUGAAGUCUCUCAACCGCUUGGACAUAGAUUCAGAUUCAGAUGCAGACAGCGACCAGCCAAGAAGGAAAACACAAAUGCGUGGUGAUCUCGAGUCAGGCUGGAGGAUGACAAGACUCUGCGAGUUCAGUCCUCAGAUAGGGGAGACAUGCGUGGAUACUGAAGCUGGCAAAGGCUACGAGAGCCCGACCUCCGAUUGGGAACAUGUCCGCAAGGAUGAUUGAGUAAUUGAACUUUUCCUUGGGCAAGAAGUUUCAAUCCUUUUUAUGUUUGCUUGUUAGUAUAAAUAAAAAAAAGGAUUUAUGGGACAACAUGAACUCCGUAUGAAAACGUUUGUGUAUAAUAAGGGAUGAAAACUUGGUGGAGUGGUAUUUGCUGAUUUUUAAAAUGGG